Jaculus jaculus (lesser Egyptian jerboa) is the source of this 756-nucleotide messenger RNA. It is a transcript of the gene Klk9, whose product is annotated as kallikrein related peptidase 9. Bases 1 to 756 code for a protein of 251 amino acids. The record is from RefSeq and is a predicted model, not a curated record. The transcript is spliced from 5 exons. Gene Ontology annotation, biological process: proteolysis. Lineage: Eukaryota; Metazoa; Chordata; Mammalia; Rodentia; Dipodidae. Gene Ontology annotation, molecular function: serine-type endopeptidase activity.
AUGAAGCUGGGACUCACGUUGACACUGCUCUCUCUGCUGGCAGGGCACGGCCUGGCCGACACCCGCGCUAUCGGGGCCAAGGAAUGUCCCCGCCACUCGCAGCCCUGGCAGGCUGGCCUUUUCUACCUCACCAGGCCCUUCUGCGGAGCGACCCUCAUUAGUGACCGAUGGCUGCUCACAGCUGCCCACUGUCUCAAGUCGCACCUGUGGGUCCGCCUUGGGGAGCACCACCUAUGGCAGUGGGAGGGUCCAGAGAAGCUGUUUCUUGCUACAGACUUCUUCCCUCAUCCUGGGUUCAACCAGGACCUCACAGCCAACGACCACAACGAUGACAUCAUGCUGAUCCGCCUACCUAGGAGGGUACCCCUGAGUGACGCUGUGCAGCCCCUCAACCUCAGCCACGACUGUGUGACUCCUGGCACUCAAUGCCUCAUCUCAGGCUGGGGGGCCGUGUCCAGCCCCAAGGCACAGUACCCACUCACGCUACAGUGUGCCAACAUCAGCAUCCUGAGCAACAGUCUCUGCCACUGGGCGUACCCAGGCCACAUCUCAGAGAAGAUGCUCUGUGCUGGCCUGUGGGAAGGGGGCCGAGGCUCCUGUCAGGGUGACUCUGGGGGACCGUUGGUGUGCAAUGGGACCCUGGCAGGCGUGGUGUCUGGGGGAUCCGAACCUUGCUCCAGGCCUCGACGCCCUGCUGUCUACACCAGCGUAUGCCACUAUGUGGACUGGGUGGAAAAAACCAUGAAAGAAAACUGA